Messenger RNA from Debaryomyces fabryi, 1734 nucleotides. Its product is annotated as sugar porter family MFS transporter. Gene Ontology annotation, biological process: transmembrane transport; carbohydrate transport. The record is from RefSeq and is a predicted model, not a curated record. The coding region runs from base 1 to 1734 and encodes 577 amino acids. NCBI's taxonomy places the organism in Eukaryota, Fungi, Ascomycota, Pichiomycetes, Serinales, Debaryomycetaceae. Gene Ontology annotation, molecular function: carbohydrate:proton symporter activity. The transcript has a single exon. Gene Ontology annotation, cellular component: plasma membrane.
AUGUUUGAAGAUAAUGAGAAAGACUUGAAAUCGACUAACGAAUUUGUGGAUAAUGGUUCCAAUUCAAGCAAUCAUACUGCCAAUGGCUCAUUUACGCCGAAGGAUAAAAUUGACAGUAAUGAACUUGAAAACCAUGAAACUCCUAAAGAUCCAGAUCAAAUUCCAUCUGCAAAUGAAAUUGUUGAAAAUUUGCCUACCUUGCCAGAAAAAUCUGCUAAAGAUUAUUUAUCUACUUCCUUUUUCUGUUUAUUAAUUGCUUUCGGUGGUUAUGUUUUCGGCUAUGAUACCGGUACAAUCUCAGGUUUUGUUAAUAUGACUGACUUUAAAAGGAGAUUUGGUAGUUUAGAUAAUGGUGAGUAUGUUUUAACCAAUAUUAGAACUGGUCUCAUUGUUGCAAUUUUUAAUAUUGGUUGUGCUGUUGGUGGUAUUUUUCUCUCCAAAAUAGGUGAUAUAUAUGGCCGUCGUGUUGGCCUUAUGUUUUCCAUGCUUAUUUAUGUUGUCGGUACUAUUAUUAUUAUUUCAGCUACCGAUAAAUGGUACCAAGUGGUAAUUGGUAGAGCCAUUACCGGGUUAGCUGUUGGUUGUGUUUCAGUUCUCUCGCCCAUGUUUAUUGGCGAGUCUGCACCUAAGGCAGUAAGAGGCACAUUGGUUUGUUGCUUUCAACUUUUUAUUACUUUGGGUAUUUUCUUAGGAUAUUGUACAACCUACGGUACUAAGGUAUAUGAUGAUUCUCGUCAAUGGAGAAUUCCACUGGGUUUAUGUUUUGCAUGGGCCAUAUUGUUGACUAUUGGUAUGGUUUGCAUGCCAGAAUCCCCUCGUUAUCUUAUUGAGAAAAACAAGAUCGAAGAAGCCAAAAAAUCCAUUGGUAUUUCUAAUAAGGUAUCUGCAGAAAACCCAGCUGUCUAUACAGAAAUUCAAUUAAUUCAGGCUGGUAUUGAUAGAGAAAAGUUGGCAGGUUCUGCUUCUUGGUCCCAAUUAAUAACUGGUAAACCAAGAAUAUUCAGUCGUGUUAUCACUGGUAUUGUCUUGCAAUCGAUUCAGCAAUUAACAGGUAACAAUUAUUUCUUUUAUUAUGGUACCACUAUUUUUCAAGCCGUUGGAUUAAAUGAUUCAUUCCAAACUUCCAUCAUCUUGGGUGUUGUUAAUUUUUGUUCAACAUUUGUCGGUAUUUACAGUAUUGAAAAAUUAGGAAGAAGAGUUUGUUUGUUAACAGGUUCUGUCGCGUGCAGCAUUUGUUUUAUUAUUUACUCAGUAUUAGGAUCUGUUGCCUUGUAUCCUGAAGGUUACGAUGGACCAACGGAUCAGCCAACAGGUAAUGCGUUGAUUUUCAUUACUUGUUUAUUCAUUUUCUCAUUUGCGUCGACAUGGGCUGGUGGUGUCUAUACUAUUGUAUCAGAGAUUUACCCAUUAAGAAUUAGAUCCAAGGCUAUGGCGGUAGCUACUGCUGCUAACUGGAUCUGGGGGUUCUUGAUUUCUUUCUUCACUCCUAUGAUCACUGCCAAUAUUCAUUUCUAUUACGGUUUUGUUUUCACAGGUUGUUUGAUCUUUUCAUUCUUUUAUGUUUACUUCUUUGUUUAUGAAACUAAAGGGUUGUCAUUGGAAGAGGUCGAUGAAUUAUAUUCUCUGAAGACACCAGCAUGGAAAUCCUCUGGUUGGGUACCACCAUCUACAGAUAAUAUGGCGCAUCAUACUGGGUUUGCAUCGGAAGCUAAACCUUCUGAUGAACAAGUCUAA